AUGCAUGACUUGGAGUAUGAGAAGCGGGGUGAGAAGUAUAGGGGAUCUAGUGAUUUUGGAAUAAGUUCAAUAAGAACUGUAUCCCCCCAGGCAGAUAGUAUGUUCCAGAAAAAGAGCCCAUUCUUCGAGGACUCUGUUCCCGGCACUCCAAUUUCUAGGUCAGGUAACUCUCCACCGAGAUACAGUGUGGGAGCAGGGGAUCCCUUCUUUGACAAUUUCUCAAGGUAUGAUUCCUUCAGUGCGCAUGACCAUGGCUUUUCUCCCCAACGGGACACCCUCACGAGGUUUGACUCCAUAAACAGCACCAGGGGCUUUGAUCAUAGUCAAGACUUCUCUUUUGACGAAUCUGACCCGUUUGGCUCAAGUGGUCCAUUUAAGGUCUCAUCAGAGAGUCAAACUCCAAGGAAGGGUUCUGAUAACUGGGGUGGUUUCUAA
Messenger RNA from Ilex paraguariensis (yerba mate), 435 nucleotides. The record is from the annotation of a GenBank genome assembly. Lineage: Eukaryota; Viridiplantae; Streptophyta; Magnoliopsida; Aquifoliales; Aquifoliaceae.